This is a messenger RNA of Dryobates pubescens (Downy woodpecker), 4228 nucleotides long. It is a transcript of the gene MAP4, whose product is annotated as microtubule associated protein 4. The transcript has 24 exons. NCBI's taxonomy places the organism in Eukaryota, Metazoa, Chordata, Aves, Piciformes, Picidae. The record is from RefSeq and is a predicted model, not a curated record. Bases 200 to 3847 code for a protein of 1215 amino acids. Gene Ontology annotation, biological process: neuron projection development; microtubule cytoskeleton organization. Gene Ontology annotation, cellular component: neuron projection. Gene Ontology annotation, molecular function: microtubule binding.
GCGCUCGGCGUGAGGCCAGCGGCCGCUCCGUUCCCUGCUGCUCCCCAGGCCGGGCCCGCAGGGGAGACUGACACUGACCAGGCGGCUCCGUCCCGGCGGCAGCCCCCGCGCCCCGCUCCGCCUCCGAUAAGCAGCUUGUGAGGCCUGCCGGACCCGCUGAAGGGAGCACCUGCGUUUGAGGUUGCAGAGGUGCUAAAGCAUGGCUGACCUGGAUCACAGCCUCAGUCUUGCGGACGCUCUGACAGAGCCGCCCCCCGAGAUUGAGGAAGAAGUGAAAAGGGACUUCAUUGCCACUCUGGAGGCAGAGAAAUUUGAUGAUGUGGUUGGAGAAACGGUAGAUAAAACAGACUAUGUUCCUCUGCUGGAUGAUGAGGAUGAGGAUACAAAAGCUGGGAGCCAGGAAGCAAAGAGCAAAGCCCAUGCAGACGGUAUGCAGGUGGAACAUACUUCAGCUUCUGGGCCAACAGUUGUAGAAAAUGGUGACCAUGGCAUAGAAGAUCACCGCACAGUGUUCCCAGGAGAAAUCAUGGAUGAGAAGCUGUCAUACAAAGAGUUCCUCGACCGCCACGACUCCUGGACGAUGGACGACAGGGACCUGUGCUUCGAGGGCCAGCCUGUCUUCAAACCCAUGGAGAUGACUGACCCCUUCAGCAUGCACAGAGGGGAGAAUCUGCCUGAUUUGUCCUUCCCUACUGACAUGAAGAGCAUGCCCAUGUUCACAGACCGUGUUGAUGCUUCCAGAGACGUCCACGCACCACAUGGACCUAUGGUAGUACCUGAACAACCUUUCCUGGGGCCCCUCUAUUCUCCUGCAGAGGCUUUGGACCCUUCAGCCUUUGUUGGCCUGGAUUCAACUGCAGAAUUUCUGCAGGACAGAGCAGUGCCUGAAGAACAUUGGAUGGGAGCUCAGCAUGACAUGAAGGGACCAGAUGCCUCUUUCUUUGUUGAGCCACCAGUGCCCCCAGCAGUGACUGAAGCAACCAAGCCAAGUUUCCCAGAAAGCCCUGUGGCAGUGGCUCCUGCUUUUGUCCCUCCAGCAGAGACAGUGUCCCCUGGAGAGCCUCCAGCUGCUGAUGGACCAAAAGAUGCAGCCUGUGUCCCUGACUUGGAUGCUGUGUCCAUCUCUGCAGACAGAGCUGGGCCCACCCUUGCAGGGGACACCAAGACUUCUCCAUCUCUGGAUGCUGGAUCUGCACCUGCAGCAGGAACCAGCCCUUUUCAGGCAGUGGAUGCAGGGUUUGCUCCUCCCUCAGAAGCCAAGUCUCCUCACGGUGUCCACGCUGCACCCUCUCCAGUGGCAGAUACUGGUUUCAUCCCAGCAGCAGAUGCUGCAUCUCAUUGUGCUACAGAUUUGGGGUUUGCCCCAGCAGAAGAUGCAGGGUUUGCCCCAGCAGCAGAUGUGGGAUCUCAACACCCUGUGGAUUUGGGAUUUGCCCCAGAAGCAGAUGUGGAAUCUCACCAUGAUAUGGAUUUGGGGUUUGCCCCAGCAGCAGAUGAGGAAUCUCACCAUGACAUGGAUUUGGGGUUUGCCCCAGCAGCAGAUGUGGGAUCUCACCAUGACAUUAAUUUGGGGUUUGCCCCAGCAGAAGAUGUGGGAUCUCACCAUGGAAUGGAUUUGGAGUUUGCCCCAGCAGAAGAUGUGGGAUCUCACCAUGCUGUGGAUUUGGAGUUUGCCCCAGCAGAAAAUGUGGGAUCUCACCAUGCUGUGGAUUUGGGAUUUGCCCCAGCAGCAGAUGUGGGAUCUCACCAUGGAAUGGAUUUGGGAUUUGCCCCAGCAGCAGAUGUGGGAUCUCACCAUGGAAUGGAUUUGGGAUUUGCCCCAGCAGCAGAUACUAAAUCUCACCAUGUUGUGGAUUCUGAGUUGGCCUCUGCAGCAGAAGUCAACCAUCAUCAUGCUCUAGAUUCUGGCUUUCCUCCUGUAGCAGAAGAAAAGCCUUUUCCUGCCAUGGAUUCUGGGUUUGCUCCUGCAGAAGUCAAGUCUCCCUCUGCAGCUGACACCAGGGUGGCUGUAUCUGAAGAGCUGAUGACUUCUGAGUCUUCUCUUGAGCAAAAGAAGUCACCUUUGGAUGAGCCUCCUGCAGAGUCAAUUGCAAAUGUGGAACAAGAGCACAAAGUCCCAGAGGCUUGUCUUGAUCUGCUAGAGAAAGCUAAAGACAGCAAACCACCUCCUAGCCCCCAUGAGGAGCAUCUUCCAGAGCAGACCAACCAUGUCUCAGAAUCAGCAGCUCCAGCAGAAGCAAAAGAAGUUGCUGCACUAGAAAACAAAGGCACCCCUGCAGAAAAACCUGCUCCUGCUGUGGAUGUCCCUGCUGCAGAGCCACAGAAGGAGGAGGCUGGACACAACCACGUGCAACACGCAGAGCCUCAGCAGGAGAGAAGCCCGCAGGAGCCCACAGUAAAACCAGAAGAGACCAAACCAGCUGAAGCUGUGACUGGGAACGACAUCACGGCACCUCCCAACAAAGAGCUUCCUCCCAGCCCUGAGAAGAAGACCAAGCCUGCCACGUCCACAUCCUCCACCAAGCCUGCUGCAGCGAAAGCCAAGCCCCUGGCAGCCACCAGCCCAAAGCGGCCGAGCUCUGCCGCGCCUGCCCCCCACAAAAAACCCACCAGCCCUCCGGCGGGCCCUCCAGCAGCCGCCGCCGCCAAGCGCCCCGCCACCGGCACUGCUCGGCCCUCCACCCUAGCUCCAAAAGAGACUAAACCAAAGGUUGCAGACACGAAGACCACAGAGAAGCGGACCUCACUUUCCAAGCCUUCAUCAUCUCCCAGUCCUCGCCCUGCUGCCAGGAGCUCCUCUGCCGCUCCCCGGACAACGGCGGCAUCGCCGGUCACCGCGGCCGCUGGCACCAAGAGCACCACUGCUUCUCCUCCCAAGAGGCCCACCUCUAUCAAGACUGAUGGGAAGCCCACAGAUGCCAAGAAGACCUCUGCAAAGUCACCAUCAGCAGACCUGAGCCGCCCGAAGAGCGCUACCGGGAACGCAGCCAAAAGCAGUGCCACCACUCCUUCCACCACCUCCUCCAGUGCGCCCCCUUUACCUGCUGUGGCCACCAGCCGUCCCAAACCCAAGCCUGCUGCCACCAAACCCACCACAACCUCAACCUCAACAGCAGCAGAUGCUAAAAAGCCACCUGCUAAGGCUGCAACUAAAGCCAGCACCGUGUCCAAGCCUCGUCCCACCAGCAGCGUUUCUGCUCCAGACCUGAAGAACGUCCGCUCCAAAAUCGGAUCCACAGAUAACAUCAAGCACCAGCCUGGGGGAGGAAAGGGGAAGGUAGAGACAAGGCCUGACUCAGCCACUGCCGCGCGGAGAGCUGAACCCCAGGGGCUCCCCAAAGCGGCCACCACUAAAGAGGGGGCCCCCAAACAGCCCAAUGGGAAAGUCCAGAUAGUCUCCAAAAAAGCGAACUACAGCCAUGUUCAGUCCAAGUGUGGUUCCAAGGACAAUAUUAAGCAUGUCCCUGGAGGUGGGAAUGUGCAGAUCCAGAACAAGAAGGUUGACCUUUCCAAAGUGUCCUCCAAGUGUGGCUCUAAAGCAAACAUCAAGCAUAAGCCAGGGGGAGGAGAUGUCAAAAUUGAGAACCAGAAGCUGAACUUCAAGGAGAAGGCCCAAGCCAAAGUGGGUUCUCUGGACAGUGUGGGACACUCGCCAGCAGCAGGAACUGUCAAGGCCGAGGGGAGCGCGGAGCCCGGGCAGGUGCCGCCGCCCGCCCGCAACGGCGAGGUGCCCGCGCCCGGCGGCGCCCCACAGGAGAACGGCACGGGGGGGCCCCCUGCCCUGGCUGGUGGUGACCAAAGGGAAAUCCAGAGCUUCGAGACUCACAUCCAAGAGACAAGCAUCUAAUGAUGACAUUCUGAUUGACCCUCACCAGCUGAGGUUCCGUGAGAAGACCAAGGCUGGGCCAGACCACGGAGCGGAACUCGGCGUCUCCACCCCCCCACCCCUUCCCAGCAGCACUUCCCAAGGCGUAGCACGUCCGGCAGCGACCGCCCGGCCUCGGCCGCCUCCUCCUCACUGCUGCAGCAGCCAGGCCCCCCUGGCAGCGCUUCCUCAGCAAGGCUUGUGCCCCCCCAGCCCCGGCUGCCGCCUGCUCCCCUCCCAGUAACGCAGCUUGGCUCUGGUAACCCACCGGUUGCUUUGGAUGGGGGGAGACAGUGUUCAGCAGGGCCAGCGUCCCUCCUGCCCGGGCCAGUGUCCCCCCGGCCCCGGUCAGCGUCACUCCCG